UUCAAGAUAAGAUGCCAAAGGCACAAUGAGAGAACAGCCUCUCCUCCACUUUGUCUGCUCUUUGUCUUCUUGAAUCAUCGCUCUCUUCAUCACGCUUUUUUUUCUCUGUGGAUUUGUUCAAUUGAAAGCAGGACAACUGGCGACUGAAAUGGGCGAAUGGGAUCUUCUGGGCCGCCUGCUGGAUAAAGUGCAGAGCCACUCCACGGUGAUCGGGAAAGUCUGGCUCACUGUGCUGUUCGUCUUCCGCAUCCUGGUCUUGGGAACCGGCGCUGAAAGGGUGUGGGGCGAUGAGCAGUCAGACUUUGUCUGCAACACCAGGCAGCCCGGCUGUGAGAACGUCUGCUACGACCAGGCCUUCCCCAUCUCUCACGUUCGCUUCUGGGUCUUCCAGAUCAUCGCCGUCGCUACUCCCAAACUGCUUUAUCUGGGCUACGUCCUCCAUGUGAUCCACAUCGAAAAGAAGAUGAAGCAGAGGAUGCUGAAACAGGCUGAGUUGGAUGACCCAGCAAGUCUGUUCCUAAGGAGGGCCUAUAAAGUUCCCAAGUACACAAAGAGCACUGGCAAGAUCAGCAUCCGUGGCCGCCUCCUCCGCAGCUACGUCCUCCAUCUUGUGGCCAAGAUUGUCCUCGAAGUUGUGUUCAUCGUCGGUCAGUACCUUCUUUACGGUUUCACCCUCCAGACCCGCCACGUCUGCGAACGCUUACCCUGCCCCCACAAGGUGGACUGCUUCCUGUCCAGGCCCACAGAGAAGUCCGUCAUCAUUUGGUUCAUGCUGGUGGCGGCGUGCGUCUCCCUCGUACUUAGCGUUGUCGAGCUGAUCUACCUGUGCGUGAAGGCCGUGAAGGAGUGCUUGGCGAGGAGGCAGGACUACACGGUGACCCCCGUGACGCCCCCGCUCACCGAGAGGAAAGCUUUUAAAAUCAGAGAUGAUGCGGUGAUACAGAAUUGCGUCAACUUAGAGUUGGAGUUCCAAGGCCGGAAGUUGGGGGUAAACGGGGUCAACGAGGCUCCUAAGAACGUGACGCCGGAGAACAACAACAUGGGGGAGGUCCAUAUCUGAAGCGUGGGGGCGGUGACAGGUUGUACGUGUCCAAAAGCUCCGGGCAUCCAGUUAAUGUGUGUUUUGGCUUUGUGGUAGGAAGAGGGGGAGUGUGCACAGAGUCAAUAAAGAUUGAAGGGGGAGAGUAACCAGCUUAGGUAAACAGAACUCAGUCACAUUUAAAUGUUGCUCAAAAACUUCUCCUAACUUUGUUACAUAAAUAGCAAACUGUGAUUCCUAGCAGGUAACAAAAUCAAUCAUUACACCACAACGCUGUGGUUUUUCUUGUCUUAAACAUUUUGCUCAGUGUGCUUUCUUGGAGUGAUUUCAGACAAUGCUGUGACAAUUUGAAUUCAAUAAACCUCUUUGUUCCCUUU
Notolabrus celidotus (New Zealand spotty) is the source of this 1416-nucleotide messenger RNA. RefSeq names its product connexin 34.5 (gene cx34.5). The record is from RefSeq and is a predicted model, not a curated record. The transcript has 4 exons. Gene Ontology annotation, biological process: cell communication. Lineage: Eukaryota; Metazoa; Chordata; Actinopteri; Labriformes; Labridae. The coding region runs from base 149 to 1060 and encodes 303 amino acids. Gene Ontology annotation, cellular component: connexin complex.